CAAGUCGUCAAACCGAACAGUAACGGGGCAGUAUAGCGUAGCGUGUUGUAUAACGGUAUAACAUCGUGAUCCACUCCAACAGCAGCAGCAACAGCAGCAUUAGUGACCUCAAUACAGACUCUGGCGCCCAAAAAUCGAAUCAGCAGGCCGGACCAGCAGAAACAACGGGACACAUCCCAGACAUUGGCUGACACCGUUUCCCGGGUGGGGGUUUUGUUCCGUUUCUGGAGUAAGAAAAUUCCCCAACAAACGACGCGGUCAUGUCAGCGACUCAACGAAAUAACAUCGCGCAAGAGGAGGUCAAGCCUGACCGGGAUCGUGCCGAAGAUGAUGCACUGAUCGAUGGUGCGAUGAAACCACGACAUGAACCGGAUCAGCUGCGGCACUGCUUUGUCCCGGCGGACAGAAGCGGUUGCCUUGGUUUGCAUCUGAGUCGCACCCCCUGGGAUCCAUAUCCGUGGGUCAGUGGAGUGGUCGAAGGUUCAUGUGCGGCACUGGCCGGUGUUCGCGUCGGUGAUUGCGUCCUCGAAGCGAACGGUGAAGAUCUGCUCGGCCUCAAGGUGAUGGACAUUGCGCGGCGUGUCCGGGACCAGCGGACGAGCCGCUUGGCGACGGCCGGCGUUGGACUGUUGCUGUGGAACUCGGGCUUCGAGAAGAACAAUCUCAAUCCACAGUCGCUGUCGCGGUUCGCCAACUGUCUGCAGGGUAUCGCCGGGUUGCUCGAGUGUCCCGUGUGUCUGGAGAUUGUGCGGCCACCGGCUUGGCAGUGCAACCAUGGCCAUCUGCUCUGUUCGACGUGCCGUGCCAAGACGCACAAGUGUCCGAUCUGCCGCGAGGUGCUUUGUCGCGUACGGUGCAUCGUCGCCGACAAACUGUUCCACUAUCUGGUCCAGACGCUCGGUUACUCAGCCGAACAACGGGAGCAAGGCAGAUCGGGUGAGCUACAGCCACAGCAAUCACGGGAUGUUCCGCCAGCUGUCGGCCGCCGAUUGCCACUCAGCGAGCGUAGCCAGCAUCAGCGAAGUCACCGACAGAAGCUACAGCAGCACCAGCAGCAUCACGAGCAGCACCAGCCAGAAUCCCGUCAAACGCAUAAACAUGGUAUCAAAUUGAAAGCAAACAAUGGCCCUAAUGGAGCGUCGUCACCGGCAAUCGAGCAGCGAACCUCAUUAUCCCCUUCCACGGGCCUGGCACCACGCCGGGGACACCACUGUCCAUCCGGUCAGCAGUGCGAGCGCUUGAAGACUCAACAGGACUUGCUGCUUCACUUGCAAAAGGUGCAUCAGCUGAGCGUGGUCCAGUACUACGUGACCGUCGGCGACACUGUGGAUGUCAGUCUGCCGGCACCCGGCCACAGUUCGCUGGUUUGUGUCACGCUGCUUAUCCCGCCAAAGUCAACCAUCGACCGGCAGAACGCGAGCACCACCACCACCACCAGUCAGAUGUUCUUCGUUUCGAGACACCGGUGCCGGGAGGAACCGACGGAAUCGCUGUACUGGUUGUGGCACGUCGAGAGCGAUGAUGAGCCAACGACAGGCAGUAACCGCUGGAAGGUGCAGCUGGUCAGCACCGUGGAUGGUGAGCUUUGGCAUGGUCAGCCCGUGUCGCUUGGGCAUAGCUAUCAGGAGGUGUUGCGGAGCAAACAGUGCGCUCGCUUCAAGAGCGACGAUGCGCGAACGUUGCGAGUACGUCUGAUGGAAGCGUAGGGGGCAUCGGACAUCGGAAUGACGAAAGACUGAUCAGCCUUUACCAAAAAUUGAUUUUCAUCGGAUACCAGGGGCAGGGGAGCAUAGUUAUGCUUUGCCUGUGUAGGGACGCGUAUUGUGCAUGAUGUUGAGUUAAUCUAGUACAGAAAAUUAUCUAGGGCAAGGCUCAAUAUGAACAAGAUAAAUAAAU
Molecule: messenger RNA, 1896 nt
Organism: Anopheles darlingi
Lineage: Eukaryota; Metazoa; Arthropoda; Insecta; Diptera; Culicidae
Exons: 4
Coding region: 261-1706 (481 amino acids)
Cellular component (GO): cytoplasm
Molecular function (GO): protein binding; ubiquitin protein ligase activity
Source: RefSeq, a predicted model, not a curated record